AUGGCGCCCAGAAUCGCUGUUCCAGAGGAAAUACAAAAGCGAAAGAUAAUUGGUAUCAACCCAGAGACGGUUACAAACCCUUCGGCGACCGAUUUCCCAAGCCAUUGGCCGGGUGAGAACCAUGCGUGGUCCAUUGACAAAUUUAGCGAGGGUUUAAAAAUAGAAUUCCACAAGAAUGAUCCUCUCGAGGCUUCCUUUUCAUUAAUCGGGGUGGACGCUGCCAUUGCGAAUGCUUUUCGUCGCAUUCUCAUUGCUGAAAUCCCCACUCUCGCUAUCGAAUAUGUAUACAUCCAGAAUAACACAUCAGUCAUACAAGACGAAGUCCUCGCCCAUCGCCUUGGACUAAUCCCUCUAAAAGGUUCCCUUGAAGGCAUAAACUGGCUUCGAUGGUUCAAAGUACCAAAGGAAGGUGACCCAGACAGUGGAAGCACUCACGAAGAUUCGAACACCAUCGUCUUGCGAUUAGUAAAAGAAUGCAAACUGAACCCCAACGCACAUCCAAGCGAGGAAGAUCCAACCGUGCUUUAUAAUAACGCGCACAUAUAUGCUAAAGAUCUCAUCUUCGAACCCCAAGGCCGACAGGAGAAAUACUUCCACGGAGAUGGCGUUAUCCAAUCAGCGAACCCAGAUAUCCUCCUGGCAAAAUUAAGGCCUGGUCAAAAAAUUGAUAUCGAAAUGCACUGUAUUAAGGGAAUAGGAGCAGAUCACGCAAAAUAUUCACCCGUUGCCACAGCAUCAUAUCGUCUUCUACCUGAUAUCCAAAUUUUACGGCCUAUUCUCGGAAAAGAUGCUAUCAAGUUUGCAGGCUGUUUCCCGAGGGGUGUUAUUGGAAUCGAGCACGUUACUGCCGCAGAAUCUGCUCAGCCCGGUAGUGGCUACGAAGGAAAAGAAGGCGAGAAAAAGGCGGUUGUCGUUGAUCCUUUCAAAGACACCGUCAGCAGGGAAUGUUUGCGUCAUGACGAGUUUAAGGGCAAAGUCAAACUUGGUCGAGUACGGGAUCAUUUUAUCUUCAAUAUCGAGAGUACCGGACAGUUCAAUAGCGAUCUCAUGUUCCUGGAAAGCAUUAAGGUUCUGAAGCUCAAGUGCCAAAGGCUGAAGCGGAAUGUUGCUACCUUGGCAGAUAACACAGACACGCAUGCCUAA
This is a messenger RNA of Microsporum canis CBS 113480, 1143 nucleotides long. RefSeq names its product DNA-directed RNA polymerase I and III subunit RPAC1. The record is from RefSeq and is a predicted model, not a curated record. Bases 1 to 1143 code for a protein of 380 amino acids. Gene Ontology annotation, biological process: DNA-templated transcription. Gene Ontology annotation, cellular component: RNA polymerase III complex; RNA polymerase I complex. Lineage: Eukaryota; Fungi; Ascomycota; Eurotiomycetes; Onygenales; Arthrodermataceae. The transcript has 3 exons. Gene Ontology annotation, molecular function: DNA binding; protein dimerization activity.